CUCAGCUCAGAUCACGUCGUGCGAUCUGCUAUCCCAGAGGAAGCUCAGCUCAGUUUGUCUGCUUCUUGACUGCCGACACAUCCUCCACACCCUCUCACUCUCCCCGAUUGACCCAGUCAGCCCUCAGCCCCAUCCCCUCCACCAUGGAUCCCUAUGACAGCGACUCCUCCGGCUCCGAAGAUGAGGGGGAUACCGGUGUUCUUCUGGGCUACGCUGCCGACGAGAUGAUCGAAGACACAAUCAGUCAUCUGGGAGGCUGGCCGACCUGGCUCGACGACGCUACCCCGCCUCCGGGCGACUUCGCCAAAUGCAAAGUCUGCAACCAACCCAUGCUCCUCCUCAUCGAACUGCACGGCGACCUCCCCGAUGACUUCCCCCACGACGAAAGACGGCUCUACAUCCUCUCGUGUCCGAGAAAGGCCUGCAAUCGCAAGCCAGGCAGUAUCCGGGCUCUGCGCGCCACCAGAAAAUUGAAGGUUGAAAAGCCCCGCCCCAAGAAGGAGGAAAAGCAACCGCAAGAAGUAGCAGAGGAGAAGAAGGAGGAGGAGGAGAAGAACGACCCUCCGGCCCCCAAGCAGGAUCUUGGAGCCAGUCUAUUCGGUUCGUCCACUCUCACCGGCAGUGUCUCCGCCAGCGCGAACCCCUUCUCUUCGUCCCCCGCCGCGCAAUCCAACAACGCCAACCCAUUUGCCAACCCAUUUGCGGCCCCUGCCCCCUCCCCGGGUCUCGCAGCCAAACCCACCCCAACAGCCACCCCAACAGCCACCCCAACAACAACAACAACAACAACAACAACAACAACAGCUAACACCCUCUCCGAAUCCUUCGCCGACAAAGUCCGGGUCUCCUCCCCCCCACCCUCCACCGCAAACCUCAACCUCCUCCCACCCCCCGAAGCCGCCAGCGGGCCCUCCGCGCCCUGGCCCGCGCAAUCCGAUUUCCCAGCCCCGUACACCCAAUUCUUCCUCGACGCCGAAUAUGAGCAGCUCUCGCGGCCCUCGACCCCGACGAUCCCGGAUAACGUCACCAUCGACAACACGGAAGAGGAGGGCCCCGGCGGCUCAUCCAGAGGAGGAGAGCUGAAGGAUACAUUCGAAUCCGACCUCGACAAGGCCUUCAUCCGCUUCUCCACCCGUCUCGGUCAGAACCCCGAACAAGUCUUGCGCUACCAGUUCCGCGGCUCCCCGCUCCUCUACUCCUUUACCGACCCCGUCGGGAAACGCCUCCACGACAAGUCCCCUGCUGCUGCUGCGCGCGGCGUCUCAACCGUCGCCGUCGGAAACCCCAGCCGUAUCCCCCGCUGCGAAUACUGCGGUAGCGAGCGCGUGUUCGAGUUCCAGCUCGUGCCCCACGCCAUCAGUGUGCUGGAGGAGGGGCGCGAGGACGUCGGCCUCGCCAAGGAUGAUGCCGGUAUGGAGUGGGGGACUAUCAUCCUGGGGGUCUGCGCCAAGGAUUGCGGUCCCAAGGAGGUCGGUGUCGUCGGCUACCGUGAGGAAUGGGCCGGCGUGCAGUGGGAGGAGGCGGCGAAAUAGCCUGGACGUCCGACUGGUUUGGUUUUACGCUUCGCUAUGAUGUUGAUGUUGAUGUUGAUGACCAUAUACAUACAUGCAUAGACACCUGUUGGGUUUAGUUUGCGAGAAAAGUAC
Molecule: messenger RNA, 1646 nt
Organism: Aspergillus heteromorphus CBS 117.55
Lineage: Eukaryota; Fungi; Ascomycota; Eurotiomycetes; Eurotiales; Aspergillaceae
Product: small subunit rRNA maturation protein TSR4
Exons: 2
Coding region: 144-1532 (462 amino acids)
Biological process (GO): maturation of SSU-rRNA
Cellular component (GO): cytoplasm
Source: RefSeq, a predicted model, not a curated record